AUGGAAAAAAGAAAACAAAAAAAUGACAUUUUAGUAUUGCAAAAAGAUAUAGAAUUUAAUGAAACAUUUCUUGAAAAAGAUGAGAAUGGAAAUUUUAUUAAUGGUGAUAAAGCUAGCGAUUUCAUAAAAAAGUUAACUAAACAUAAUGUAUCAAUUACGUCACUUGAUUUUAUGUUUAUAUGGGCAUAUGUUGAAGAAGAAUCUUUCCUUCAUGAAAUUGCUAGUAUUCUUGAAGUAAAAAAACCAUAUACAUUAAGAGAAUGGUUUGCAAAUGAUAAAAAAUUUCUAAGUCUUGAUAUAAGAAAUUAUAAAUUUGUCAACGAUAUAAAAAGAUGUGUAGGUUGGGAUGAUGUAUCAGGAUGCAGUAUUAAAAAUUGGACAAAAUAUUGGCUUCCUUCAUAUAUAAAAAAUCAAAAAACAUCAGAAGAAACUAGAAAAAACAAGAAAAAGAAAGAAAAUUGA
Messenger RNA from Pneumocystis murina B123, 462 nucleotides. RefSeq lists its product as hypothetical. Lineage: Eukaryota; Fungi; Ascomycota; Pneumocystomycetes; Pneumocystales; Pneumocystaceae. The transcript is spliced from 3 exons. The record is from RefSeq and is a predicted model, not a curated record. The coding region runs from base 1 to 462 and encodes 153 amino acids.